UUUCCAUAUUCCCCGGACCGGCUCCCCUGCUGGCUUCUUGGUGCACUUUGCGCCGCUUUCCUAAUUCUUCUGUUGAAUUCUGUACAUCGGGAUAUCCGGCUGUCAUCUCCGAUGGGCUGUGGCGCGAGUGCGAAAGUCCAUGAUGCAUCCUUCGAGCAAGUUGUCAGCAACGACACGCUCGUUGAUCUGACAGAGAAGGCUGCGAUGACGGGCACCCCGCUACUUCGUGCAAGCACUUCCCAGCAUCCAGUGCGAUCCAAGUCAGGCACUCCGCGGAUUCCAUUGAAGCUGAAGGGGAAACGGCCCGUUGGGCCAUUGGCGCCACCCCAUGGUAGUGGACGCUUUCUAAUUGAGGAGAACUUCCCCUGGCACCAGGAGCAAGCAGAAGCAUAUUAUGCCAAGUCCAUGGCUCGGCAGCGCAUCGCAUUCGACCGAGUCCUUGGAGAUGCAACAGCCCAGCCGCAGGACGAUUUUUCCAACACGGACGUGCGUGACAGCUC
Molecule: messenger RNA, 500 nt
Organism: Symbiodinium sp. CCMP2592
Lineage: Eukaryota; Dinophyceae; Suessiales; Symbiodiniaceae
Source: the annotation of a GenBank genome assembly